AUGGGCUCACACCUCAACAGCUUUGAAGAGCAGGCGCGAUAUCGUAUCGAGGGCAGGCUCAACAAGGCGUGGGGAGAGGGUUCGCCGUCCAAUCAGCUGGGUUGGGGCGAGGAACAAAGAUGCUGCAAACCAUGCCUUCCUGCCGAGGCACAUCUUGCCGAACUGGCCCCCCACGAACUUGGAUCGAGCACCGUCCUCUCCCAUGACUUUGGCAUCACACCCGACCGCAUCGUCUCGACACCCGCCCUACGCAACCUCAUUUCAUGCCACACCUCAUCUCACUCUCUCUCGGCCCUUUCCUUUCCUCACCGGUCCGUCGCCCCGCUCCAUCCGCUCAACUGUCUCCUGCUGCCUGCGCGUGGGUCGUACAAGCUGCACGCGUUCCUCCGCACUCCAAGGACCGCAAUCAAAGAGCCACGCUUCCAUCUCGCAUGCCGUCUCGCUUGCCACCUGCACAACCCACGCACCUCUAGCUCCAUCAUGAGUGAUCGCGACUCCGCCAUCACCCCCACCGAGGAGAAGCCACGAUCCAUCGAGUCCGACGACAAGAAGCUCUCCGACGACGGCAAGCAUGAACUCAAUCACCUCGACCAGCUCCACGUAGCCACCCGCUCCGUCGUCUCCACCGAGGGCGUCAUCGAUGCCGCAGAACUCGACCGCGUUCUCGACGAGGCCGCCAUCGAGGCUGCAGGCCAGGGCGAGAGCAACUCCCUCUACCUCUGGGGCCUCACCUUCUUCGCCACCAUCGGCGGUCUCCUCUUCGGAUACGACACCGGCGCCAUCUCCACCGUCCUCGUCCAGGUCGGCACCGAUCUCGACGGCCAGCCCCUCACCGAUGGCAACAAGGAAUUCAUCACCUCGGCGCUCACCGUCGGCGCCAUCAUCUCCGCCCUCGGCGCCGGCAUCGUCGCCGACAAGAUCGGCCGAAAGUGGACCCUCGUCAUCUGCGACAUCCUCUUCAUCGUCGGCGCCGUCGUUCAGGCCGCUGCCCACGAAAAGUGGACCGUCAUUGGUGGCCGGUUCGUAAUGGGAUUCGGGGUGGGAGCCGCUGCCCAAAUCGUACCGGUGUACAUCCAGGAGCUCGCUCCCGCCCGUGCUCGUGGUCGUCUCACCUGCCUCAACUCGAUCGCUGUGACCGGUGGUCAGGUUAUCGCCUACGCCAUCGGCGCCGCCUUUAACAACGUCUCGUCCGGCUGGCGUUGGAUCAUCGCUCUCGGCGCCUUCCCUCCCAUCGUCCAGAUCGUCGGUAUCCACUUCUUCAUGUCCGAAUCGCCUCGAUACCUCGUCAAGCAGAACAAGGAUGCCGAAGCCACUCGUGCACUCGCGCGAAUUUACCCGCUCGCCACGCCCGAACAAAUUGAAUCAAAAGUUGGCGUUCUGAAAAGACAUAUUCAGACCGAGAACACUCCCCUCUCUCACCGCAUCGCCAAGGUCUGGACAGACGUCCCUACUCGCCGAGCCGUCUUCCUCACCAGCAUGACCCUUGUCGCUCAGCAGCUCUGUGGAUUUAACAGCUUGAUGUACUUCUCUAGUAGUCUCUUCAAGAGCGCCGGUCUCAAGAAUCCAACCGCCACCGGUCUUGUCAUCAGCGGCGCCAACUUUAUCUUCACGUUUAUCCCGCUCAAGUACAUCGACCGCUUCGGCCGACGUCGCUUCCUUCUCGCAACGAUGCCCUGCGUCAUUAUCUUCCUCAUCUGCACCGCCGGCAUCUUCCACAAGAUGCUCGAGCCCACCAACCAGCGUCUCACCGAGGGCUACCCAUACCCGACCUCGCUCACCUCGGCCAUGCUUGUCUUUAUGGUGUUCUACGUCGCCUCGUACGCAACCGGUCUCGGCAACGUCCCCUGGCAGCAGGGCGAGUUCUUCUCCACCGAGACUCGCAUGAUCGGCACGUCCAUCUCCACCGCCGCAAACUGGUCGGGCAACCUCGUCGUGUCUUCGACCUUCCUCAGCCUCAUGAACACCAUCACGCCCUCGGGCGCGUUCGGCUUCUUCGCCGGUCUGACCUUCAUCUUCCUGGUCAUCAUCUACUUCCUCUACCCCGAGACUGCGCUGCUCUCCCUCGAGGAGGUACGCACCACCCUCGACGGCGGCUUCAACGUCAAGAAGAGUCUCAAGGUCCGCAAAGAGAAGAUCGCCCUCUGGAAGGCCCAGAAGGACGCCGCUCGUGCCGAGACCAGCGCCUAG
This is a messenger RNA of Moesziomyces aphidis, 2187 nucleotides long. The record is from the annotation of a GenBank genome assembly. NCBI's taxonomy places the organism in Eukaryota, Fungi, Basidiomycota, Ustilaginomycetes, Ustilaginales, Ustilaginaceae.